UGUUGGCCGUUCUAAAAGUCCAAAUGGACCUUAUUUUGACAAUAAAAAUGUAUCAAUGAUGAAUGGGGGUGGAAUGCUUUUGUUAUCUUCUAAUGGGAAUGAAAUUGGACCUGGAGGACAAAGUGUUUAUACAGCAGAGGGUUUUGGUGAUUUGUUAAUUUAUCAUUAUUAUGAUAAAAAUGAUAAUGGAAUGCCAAAAUUGGGAAUAAAGAAGAUUGGAUGGGAUUCAAAUAAAUGGCCUAAAUUGUCUAAUUUUUGA
Molecule: messenger RNA, 259 nt
Organism: Meloidogyne enterolobii
Lineage: Eukaryota; Metazoa; Nematoda; Chromadorea; Rhabditida; Meloidogynidae
Source: the annotation of a GenBank genome assembly